Molecule: messenger RNA, 698 nt
Organism: Apis laboriosa (Himalayan honeybee)
Lineage: Eukaryota; Metazoa; Arthropoda; Insecta; Hymenoptera; Apidae
Gene: mRpL41
Product: 39S ribosomal protein L41, mitochondrial
Exons: 2
Coding region: 113-613 (166 amino acids)
Biological process (GO): translation
Cellular component (GO): mitochondrial large ribosomal subunit
Molecular function (GO): structural constituent of ribosome
Source: RefSeq, a predicted model, not a curated record
AAAUAAUGCAAAACAUAACCUCUUAAAAUAAUUUUGAUAAGAAAUAUAAAUUCAUUUUUCAAAUUCUUAUAAGAAUUUUGUAUAUAAUUCAAAUAAUAUUUUUUAUUAUAAAAUGACAUCUACAUUUACUGUUAUAACUCGACAAAUUUCAAUAUCAUCAACAUGUUAUGGUAAACGAAAUUUUCGUAUGAUUCAAUUAUACAAUAAAAGAGGUAGUCGUAUGUUUAAGGAAGAACGAGCUAAAAAUCCACACUACGAUAUUCCUAUUGACAGAAGAGGUGUAAAAUCAACAGGGAUGUGGGUAAAAAACAAAUGGGUUAAUAUACCAGAAAUGAUACCAGAACUUGUUGUUCCUUCCUUAAAAGAUUUUCAUUUAAAACCAUAUGUUUCUUAUAGAGUUACAGAUUUUACUAAACGUGAAUUUACAGCUAAAGAUUUAUUUAAUAUAGUAUAUGCUGAUAAAAUAAAAAAAGAUUUUAUUGAGGGUAAAUUAGAUCCAAAUGGUGAAUCAUUAAAUCCUAGUGAAAAUGAAAAAAUGACACCUAAAGAAGCUAGGGAACAUGCUGAAAUGACUGGUACAGAUAUUUUUUUAAUGAAUAAAAAAAGAGAUUAAAUAAUAUAAAAUAUUUCUAUUAAUUGUAAUAUCUAUUAAAUUUUCAUUGUAAUUGAAUAAUUAUCUUCAAAUAAAAUAGAUUCAA